AAAACACAACGAGCACACGCUACUGCUAGGACCUAAAGGAGAAGAGGCAGCCUCUUAGCUCGGUAGCGAGGAGUAGUUGCGACGUCGUUGACCUAGACACCGCGCACGAACGGUCACCGCGUCGCCACCCCCAAACGCAUACGGCCGGACCUCGACGAAACCACGUCAUGGCCACACACUGGGCACGGCCACCGAGGGCGCCUCGGUCGCACGCCCAUGUGACUCGACGCUGAGCACGAUGAGGAAGAGGGAGUCGGUGGGCGCCGGAUGUCCAUGCGACGUCAACACGAAGAUCCCGGCGGCAGCCCGGGCGCCAUCGCAACGGAACCAGGCGCCGAAGAGCGGAUCCAUGCGCGCCACCGCGGAGGCCGCGCAAAUCCGGCGUCGUCAUGGCAACGUCCCCACACGCAGGCCAGAUCGCCACGAAUGGAGGGUGUCACCCUGCCAUGCCCAGGAUGACGUUGACGGUGUCACAGGCGGCGAGCACGAGGACUUGCAGGAGAUGGGGUGCUUUAGUUCCAAGCCAAAUGAUGCUGGUGCGAUCAGAAGAAGACCUGGGAGCAUAGGCGACGUGGCUGUGUUUAUACCUGGACUGCGCGUUCCUGAGAGUUUGGAGAUGUCUCAGCCGCUAGAUGAUGGCCUCCCGAGGAGGCUGACCGAACGUCUGGCUGCGUUGAGGAGUCGAAUAGUGGUCAUGGCUGCUCAUGAAGCACUAUCAGUGACUAGGCCCCGGAAGCGCACCUUCACACAGCAUGGAGGAUCUACAUCAGCUGAUCUUCUGCGGGCUUUGGAAGAGUACUUGCCAGUUCUUCUAGAACUGAUAAAAGAGGCAGGGAGCGACUUGGAAGAUAAGAUAGUUUUUUCAUGGAUGAACCAAGAGGAUGAUGCAGAGGAGACGGCAUUGCCCAGUGCUUGGUAUGAGGUGUUGUCGAUUCUGCACAUGAUGGCUAUGCUGCGUUUAUCUCAAGCAAACUCCCUGCUUCUUCCAAAGACAUCGCUCGAGGGAUACCAUGCUAAAGUAUCUGAAGAUAACAAACGAGCUUCUGUUGAAAUAUUUCUCAAGGCAUCUGGGUACUUGGAGUGUGCUAUUCAACAUGUUCUUCCAAGGCUAUCCCCAGAAAAUAGGAAAGGUCUUCCUGUCGACUUAGCUGAAGGAGUCCUGAAAGCAAUCUGCAUGCAAGCUCUGGGUCAAGCUAUUGAUGUCCAACUUGGGUUGGCAAUUGACAGCCCAAAGGCUACCUUGGCAGUGAAAAGGAGGUUAGCAUGUGAGAUAGUCAAGUGCUGGCAGCAGGCACAUGAAAGCAUGGCAGAUCUACCUCUAAUUGAUAGCUGGGGUGAGAAGCACAGGCUCUUUCUGAAGUGGAAGUACAUUGAAGCAAAGGCUGCAGCAUACUAUUACCAUGGGCUUAUCCUUGACGAAGGCAACACAGAGAAAUCCCAUAAGAUGGCCGUCGCAGCAUUGCAAUCUGCAGAGGAGUUCCUCAGGGAGAGCAAAGAUGUCUGUGAAACCUUCCAUGCAGCACCUCCUGUUUCAAGAAGCCCACCUGUAUGUGGAUCGAUGAAGUAUCUUCAUGAGAAGAUCCAGAAGGACUCAUCCAGCAAAGUUCGCAUCAACAAGGACCUCUACAGCAAUGACAGCAUCCAUGAGGCGGUGCCGGCGCUGCCGGAUUUCGCCGUGGCUCUGAAACCCGAGGAGUACCGGCUUCCUCUGACAGAAGACGCUGCAAAUGACUAGAACCUAUGGAUGGCUGUUGCAUCUGUGCAACGACCAUACCCUACUGCAACAGAAGUUGGAGCUGCUUCAACUUGACCAAGCAGAGCUGCCGUGUGACGGGCGAAGCUAUCAUAGCCCACCCGAGUGUAUUGACAUCAGAGAAAAAUAAUAAAAUCUCAGUUAUUAGCAAUUCAA
Messenger RNA from Phragmites australis (common reed), 1909 nucleotides. RefSeq lists its product as uncharacterized. Lineage: Eukaryota; Viridiplantae; Streptophyta; Magnoliopsida; Poales; Poaceae. The transcript is spliced from 12 exons. The record is from RefSeq and is a predicted model, not a curated record. Bases 239 to 1735 code for a protein of 498 amino acids.